Molecule: messenger RNA, 1836 nt
Organism: Salvelinus namaycush (lake trout)
Lineage: Eukaryota; Metazoa; Chordata; Actinopteri; Salmoniformes; Salmonidae
Product: polysialoglycoprotein-like
Exons: 5
Source: RefSeq, a predicted model, not a curated record
AUGAUCAUGGGAGGUGUGAGAGAAUUGCUGCUCUUUGUGGUGACUGUGGGGGUUGUGAAAGUUUCUUGUUACCCUGUUGGAAAGUCCCAGAAGCUAGAGCAAGUCUCUCUGCAGAGGAGACUUGGAGAGCUGUCAUCAAAUGACGUCUCCAUUGUGCAUGCCCUGGCCUUGCUCCGAUCCAUAGGGUCUGACGCUAAACAAGACAGAGAAGAGUAUUUCGAGACUAAUGAAGUAGAAUCCCAAGCUUCUCCAAACCACGGUAGCUCUACGGCAAAUGAUGCCCUGUCCUCUGACGACGCUACCUCUGAAGCUGCCACUGGCCCGUCUGACGACGCUACCUCUGAAGCUGCCACUGGCCCGUCUGACGACUCUGACGACGCUACCUCUGAAGCUGCCACUGGCCCGUCUGACGACGCUACCUCUGAAGCUGCCACUGGCCCGUCUGACGACGCUACCUCUGAAGCUGCCACUGGCCCGUCUGACGACGCUACCUCUGAAGCUGCCACUGGCCCGUCUGACGACGCUACCUCUGAAGCUGCCACUGGCCCGUCUGACGACGCUACCUCUGAAGCUGCCACUGGCCCGUCUGACGACGCUACCUCUGAAGCUGCCACUGGCCCGUCUGACGACGCUACCUCUGAAGCUGCCACUGGCCCGUCUGACGACGCUACCUCUGAAGCUGCCACUGGCCCGUCUGACGACGCUACCUCUGAAGCUGCCACUGGCCCGUCUGACGACGCUACCUCUGAAGCUGCCACUGGCCCGUCUGACGACGCUACCUCUGAAGCUGCCACUGGCCCGUCUGACGACGCUACCUCUGAAGCUGCCACUGGCCCGUCUGACGACGCUACCUCUGAAGCUGCCACUGGCCCGUCUGACGACGCUACCUCUGAAGCUGCCACUGGCCCGUCUGACGACGCUACCUCUGAAGCUGCCACUGGCCCGUCUGACGACGCUACCUCUGAAGCUGCCACUGGCCCGUCUGACGACGCUACCUCUGAAGCUGCCACUGGCCCGUCUGACGACGCUACCUCUGAAGCUGCCACUGGCCCGUCUGACGACGCUACCUCUGAAGCUGCCACUGGCCCGUCUGACGACGCUACCUCUGAAGCUGCCACUGGCCCGUCUGACGACGCUACCUCUGAAGCUGCCACUGGCCCGUCUGACGACGCUACCUCUGAAGCUGCCACUGGCCCGUCUGACGACGCUACCUCUGAAGCUGCCACUGGCCCGUCUGACGACGCUACCUCUGAAGCUGCCACUGGCCCGUCUGACGACGCUACCUCUGAAGCUGCCACUGGCCCGUCUGACGACGCUACCUCUGAAGCUGCCACUGGCCCGUCUGACGACGCUACCUCUGAAGCUGCCACUGGCCCGUCUGACGACGCUACCUCUGAAGCUGCCACUGGCCCGUCUGACGACGCUACCUCUGAAGCUGCCACUGGCCCGUCUGACGACGCUACCUCUGAAGCUGCCACUGGCCCGUCUGACGACGCUACCUCUGAAGCUGCCACUGGCCCGUCUGACGACGCUACCUCUGAAGCUGCCACUGGCCCGUCUGACGACGCUACCUCUGAAGCUGCGACCGGCCCGUCUGACGACGCUACCUCUGAAGCUGCGACCGGCCCGUCUGACGACGCUACCUCUGAAGCUGCGACCGGCCCGUCUGACGACGCUACCUCUGAAGCUGCGACCGGCCCGUCUGACGACGCUACCUCUGAAGCUGCGACAGGCCCGUCUGACGACGCUACCUCUGAAGCUGCGACCGGCCCGUCUGACGACGCUACCUCUGAAGCUGCGACCGGCCCGUCUGACGACGCUACCUCUGAAGCUGCG